This is a messenger RNA of Cygnus olor (mute swan), 3218 nucleotides long. It is a transcript of the gene FIRRM, whose product is annotated as chromosome 8 C1orf112 homolog. Bases 108 to 2789 code for a protein of 893 amino acids. NCBI's taxonomy places the organism in Eukaryota, Metazoa, Chordata, Aves, Anseriformes, Anatidae. The transcript is spliced from 24 exons. The record is from RefSeq and is a predicted model, not a curated record.
CAGGCAGCCUCCCCGGUCCCGCGCGGGGGCUGCUGGGAUAGCGGCGGGAAAAGCCGCGGCUCGCGCCGGUUCCCGCCGCCGGCGCUGAGGUGAGGGGGGCGGCCGCCAUGUCGCGAACCGACCCCGAGCUGCUCCUGCAGGAGCUGGGCGGCUGGGAUUGGGAGCUCUGCCGCCGGGAACUGCCCGCCGUCCUGCCCCGGCUCCUCUGUAUGUAUCAAGAGUCUGAAGACUGGACUGAGCACAUUCGUGUUCUGAGGAUCAUGACUGAAAUGUUUUUGCCUCAUAUCAGCCUUGCAGAUUUGGAACAAACUUUUUUCUCAAAAGUAUUGCCUAAGACUCUACAGCUGUAUGAUAACUUGAUGUAUGAAUUAUCCAGUGAGGCCAAAGGAUUAACCAGCCAGAAUACAGAGUUAUGCAGUACUGUAAGGAAUCUGUUACAGACUAUAGUGCAACUGUUGGAAACUCUGACCAGUUGUGUACGGUACGUCUGCACGCUGCAAGAGUGUGUGCCUCUGGAGAGUAUCCGCACCCUUCCAUCCUCUGUUCUUUAUGUAAUAAAGAACACGUUUACACAUUGCAAGGACAGUGAAUCAGUGUACUGUGAGCAUCUACACUUGAUUUCUGAUCUCCUGCAAGCUAUGUUCAAGGAAACUUACUCUCUUCAGAAACAGCUGAUGGAACUAUUUGAUCAGAUUUCUGUGGGCUCUGCUUCUGCUGAAGAUAACAUCACAGAUAUGGUGUCAGUGAUCCACACUGUGCUAGAGAUCUGCUCUGUCAUCUCCAAUAUGGACCAUGCACUUCAUGCCAAUGCGUGGAAGUUCAUAAUCAAGCAAAGCCUGAAGCAUCAUUCUCUGCUGCAGUGCCACCUGAAACACAGUGACAUCCUCAGUGGCCUGUGCAAGGAUACUCUUCUUUCUUUUCAAUCCUGCCUGCAACUGGCUGAGGAAAUGAAGAUGUCAGACAUACAGGAGGGCACUGACCUCAGGCUGUUUCAGAAGACUGCCAAACUCUGCAGAUUCUUUGCUAAUUCCCUUGUACACUACACCAAGGAAUUUCUUUCUUUCUUCUCGGAUUUAUGCUCUCAGUUGCAUCAGCUGUUUCUUCAGAUAUACAGCAAAUUUCCUCCCAGCCUCUAUGCUCCAGUGAUCUCAGAGGUUCAUCGAGAUGAAAUAUCCCGUGUUUUUCUUGUGGCUCUAGACCCUCUCAUCAACCAGCUUCUUCCCUUUAGCCCUUUUAUGGAGCGAGUGUUAAGUGACAGUUUAGGUCUUCCUCCUGAGCAGCAGCUGCCCCAGUGUCUCCUCCUGAUUACCAUCAUGGACAAGCUGUCUUCUCAGCCUGAAGAAGUGCAAACCCUCUGGAACACAGGAAAACGCCUGUCUUUUUUCUCAGCUCUUUUCCUCAGUUUCCAGCAAUGUUCUGCCGAGCUUUCUCUCCCUGUUUGUUUGCCAGAGGUGAUUGGCACAGGACAGCCAGCAGUUCCCAUCACCCUGUAUCACUAUGUCUGCAUUCACCUGUGCUCCUACAUUACUUCCACACUCCCAUCACACUUUCCUCAGCUGGAGUAUGCUCUGCUGGAUGCUGUGCUGGGUUCUAGUAUGAUCACAUCUCUGCUAGCAAUAGACUCGUGGUGCUUCCUUGCCCGGUAUGGAACAGCUGAGCUGUGCACUCACCACUGUGUUGUGAUCGCUCAAUUGAUAAAGUCUUGGCCCAAUGAGUGUUAUCAGGUCUCUGCCCUGGGUGUUCUGUUGAGGCGUAUGCUGUUCUUGAUGGCUCCAGAUCAUCAGGUGGAAUUUGCUCAUAAGUUUCUUCCAGAAGAAGUGGAAAACUUGGCUGUGUGGCAGCAUGUAUCCCUCAAGGCCCUGAAUCCUGACCUUGGGAAACGAGUGGCCCAUCAGCUGUGUGUGGCAGGACUCGCACAGUGCAGGCAAUGGCUGAAUAGCAGGCGUGCUGUGGGAGAGCUCCAACCUGUGAAUAUUGCCAUUUCUGUCUUGCUGGCUGCCUGCAGUUUUGCUGGUGACACUCUGGAGGCAGAACUUCAGGCAUCUAUCUUGGGAGUGCUUGGUCAGUUCUGGACUUUUCUUCAGGCUAAGCAGGUCUCAGGUGAGCCGUGUCUCCAGCAAACACUGUGUAUAUUACUUCGUCUUUUGGAAUUUUUCAUCCAGGCAUUAGAUGCUCAAUUAAUCACUCAGGUGUUUGCACUGCAGUCUUCCCUUUUCCAGUUGGAUCCCCCAGAUCAUGUUCGUCUAGCAAUGUUGGAUUUUCUCUCUUCUGUGGGAAAGGUGUUCAUACCCCAAGAAGCACAGAGGCAAGUCAUCCCCCAGUUGUCAUGUCUGUUUGCUUCUCUGCUGGCUGACCAGACGUGGCUUAUUCAUCAGCAUGCGCUGGAGGCAUUCAGACACUUUGCAGAGGAGACAAUCCAUGAAGAUGUUGUUCCUCAGUGCCUUAAUUCAGAAGAAAUUAAGAACAAAGUUGUUAAUUUUAUGGCUAAGGUAAGGCAAGCUGAAGAGACAACAGAAGCACGAAUAGAACGCCUGAAACAAGAAAGGAUUACCUGCAGUGCACAUUUUAUGAAAAUGGCUAGAGAACUGGAGUCAACAGCAGAGCCCCUGGCAAAAAGAGCAUGUCACCCCCCCUCUGAGGAGCAGUAUAAGUCAGCCAUAGGCACCAUAGAGGGGGCGGUAGAGGCUGUGAAGCUGCUGCUCCAGAAAGGGUCACCCCCGGCAUGGCUUGCAGUGAAACUGGAGGCUCUACACACAGCUAUGGCCGACCUCAGAGACAGUAUACGGUAAGGCGCUCAGCGGGCUUCAGUGGUGCUGCCAUAGCUCCACUCCCUGUUCUGAGGAAAACUGCCUUUGUACCAUGAACGCUGGAGAAGAACGAACUACGACACAGGGCGAUGGAUGCUCUGCUGUACUGCUAAGUCUUGGUUAGUAUGCCCAAAGGAACUGAGGCCCAUCUUUUAUUUGUAAUAACUGGCUGGAUGAGUGGUAUGUUUUAAUGGACACAAUUGUGCAGCUGAGCUGUCACUUUGUAUAUUGCCACUGUAUAGCUUACUCUUUCAAAUGCCUGUAUGAUGAUAAACAUUGAAUGAAAUUGUAUUUUGAAUGCUGAGGUGUUUGAAUGUGUUGUAAAAGUAACAGGUGCAGUUGUUCCUGUCACAUACAGGUAAUAAGGCAAUAGGUGUUUUUAUAUUAUUUUUUAAAAUACACUUAAGAAUA